Molecule: messenger RNA, 4890 nt
Organism: Protopterus annectens (West African lungfish)
Lineage: Eukaryota; Metazoa; Chordata; Ceratodontiformes; Protopteridae
Gene: TUT7
Product: terminal uridylyl transferase 7
Exons: 26
Coding region: 115-4458 (1447 amino acids)
Molecular function (GO): RNA uridylyltransferase activity; zinc ion binding; nucleic acid binding
Source: RefSeq, a predicted model, not a curated record
CCAGUUACGCUUCCGAUUCUAUCAGUCAUUUCCGGUUCCGACAGCAACAAAACCUAUUGACUGUGUUAAGAGCUGGAGGGACCUAUGUGUUGAGAGAACCUGAAGGCUGGUAAUAUGGAAGAUGCAGGAAGGUACAAGUUCUCAAAUCAAGGACAUCGAGGAGAAGAGAAGAAUAAUAAAGAGGUAGUAAAUGUUAGGACGAGCAGUUCAGCUUUAAAAACUGGGCCUGUCCCUCUGGACUUGGAAAAUGGACCCACAUAUAAAUCAGAGAAAUUGUCACAGAAGAAAAAAGCAACUUGUGACAACAGUCCAAGGAAAGGAACCCAGUGUGUCACAAUCAGUCCAUCUGCUGUAGGGUCCAGUCCUAGAGCGUGGCAUAAUAAUGGCUUUAGCAAAGAGCUUAAAGCCUUGCAAACGUAUGAGCACUAUAACCACUCAUGUAAUUGGAGAGAUCGCAAAUCUCCAUCUAAGAAACAUGCUGUCAGUAGACCCAGAAAUGAGUCUGCUCCAGAAAUGGAAGGCAUCAUGAGGCAACUAGAAACCAGCGAAAAAGGGAAAAAAAGUGUGAGGAGACAACUUCAGAAAGAGCUUUUGAAUGAAGAUAUGUCAUCAGUGACAGCAGAAGGAAAUAAAAAGCGAAAGAAGUCAAGGAAGCCGAAGAGAGCCAGAAAAUCUGAAAGUGCUCACACUGAAAACCUUGAUGUCCCUGUGAUAGAUGAGUCUCAGUUAUCAGAAGAAGGCCUGCUGGGUUUGCAUCAGGCUGAAGACCGACUUCAAAGAGAUUUCAUCUUCAGACUUAAAUGGAGGCCUCGCAACUACCCAACUAUCAAAUAUCGUUGUAAGCUCUGCGAUAUCCUGAUUGAGUCUAUUACAUCUGCACAUAAACAUAUCAAAGAAAAGAGACACAAAAAAAAUUUGCAGGCAAAACGAGAAGAAGAACUGCUUACAUCCUUACCACCACCAACUGUGGCACAAGUUCAAGCUGCUGAGGUAGCCAUUGAAAAAGUAGUGCAGGAAUUUGGCCUGAGCAAUACAGAUGUUGAACACAGGUGUAAAAUUGUACAGAUCAUGAAAGAAGAACUAGAAAAAAAACUUAGAGGAUGCACAGUCCAGCUGUAUGGCUCUUCUUUAUCCAGAUUUGGUUUCAAAGAUUCAGAUGUAAACAUUGAUGUAUCACAUAGCCAGAUGAGCCAGCCGGAUGUGCUUUUGGAGGUUCAGGAUGCUCUGAAGAGCAGUGAAUACUUUGAAAAUGUGGAUACUGAUUUCCAUGUUAGAAUACCAGUUGUGGUAUGCACAGAAAAACAGAGUGGCCUUGUGUGUAGAGUCAGUGCAGGAAAUUUGAGUGCAUGCGAGACAACAGAGCACUUGGCUGCCAUUGCACAACGGGAACAUCAACUUAUUCCCUUGGUGGUUGCUUUCCGUUACUGGGCAAAGCUUUGUUGUAUCGACAAACCUGAUGAAGGAGGAUUACCACCAUAUGUUCUGGCUUUGUUAGUCAUUUUCUUUUUGCAACAAAGGAAGGAACCUGUGCUUCCAGUUUACUUUGGAUUAUGGAUUAAGGACUUUUCUCCUAGCAGGCUAGCCCACUAUAGCCUUGAAGGAGUUGAUAUGGAUGAAGUUCGGUGGUCAUACUCUGAAGUCCUGGAUGAUCGAAACUACCCAGAUGUACCAGCUAUUUUAAAGGGCAGAGUUCAGCUAACCUUUCCUGUAGACCAACAGUGUAAUGCACCAUUGGGACUACUCUGGACUGAAAUGUUCAGAUUUUUUGCUCUGGAAUUCAAUUUUGCAGAUCAUGUUAUUUCCAUUCGUGUCAAAGAUCUAGUUUCCCGUGAAUUAAAGGACUGGCCUAAAAAGAGAUUUGCUAUUGAAGACCCAUACUCUGUAAAGAGAAAUGUAGCAAGAACCGUCAACAGCCAGCUUGUUUAUGAAUAUGUUCUUCACUGCCUCAAAACAUCAUACAAAUAUUUUGCUUUGCCUCAUGAGAGAAUGCCAAAAUCAGGCAGAGAAAUUAAACAGAAACUGCAUACAGAUGAGUUGCAGCAGGUGGAGCCUCACAGUGAAAACCUAAAGAGUUGCCAUCCAUUAAAUGGCCAAUAUAUUGGAAAUAUAAGUUUGGACAUUAUUGGUAGUCCAAACACAAGACCAUUCUUAGGUGAUCAUCAGACUGGUAAUGAAGACUGUGUUGUGAAUAGCACUGAAUCUUCAUCUGAAGAACUAGAAGCCUGUAUGAAGACUUUGGAAGUGAAAGACAACUCAGAAUGUUCCAGAAUGUUUCAGGUGUGCAGUUCUGAAGAAGUAAAUGCAGUUGGGGAUGAUGCCACUAUUGAAAAGGGUUCUGACAAUGAAGCAGAGUGGCCAACCCAUUUUCCACUUUUGGAACCUAGAGUAGAUGAAGACAGUGAGACUGGAGAGUUAGCCAACCCUCCUUACCUCUGUACAGAACCUGAUGUUGAAACCGAAAGUCUUUCAGAUUUGGAUGACUUCCCAUUACCAACAGGUGUGGAAAGUGAUGACUUGGAGUUAGAAGAUGGUGAUGAACUGGAAGACAAGGAGGACACAGAUGAGGAGAGCCUAGGCUCUGAUGAACUGGAUAAUUCUGUUAACAAAUUUGUUCCUGAGCAACUUAAAUUUGUUGAGAACUCUGAAGAUGAUGAUGAAGAGUAUGAGGAUCUACCUUCUACAUAUGAAGAUAGUAAAGAUGCAUUUGAAUUAAAAAUCACAAGUGGUAAUCUGUCUGCAGAAAGUAGUGUAGACUACACCACCUUACUACAUCGAGAAGAAGAUAUUACAAUUUCCAGUCAAGAAUGUCUGGAUAGUCACAGAAAUGACGAAGCUAAUUUGUUUUAUGAGUUCAGUAAAUAUUUAUUUACAAAAGGCAAGGUACCUACCGUUGUUUGCAGCUUGUGUAGAAGAGAGGGUCACUUGAAGAAGGACUGCCCAGAAGACUUCAAGAAGCUGCAGCUGGAUACUUUGCCAUCUAUGACACCUCAGUUCCUAAAAAUAUUAGAUGAAGUUUGCUGUCAGUGCUAUGAUGAUUUUGCUCCUGACCCAGCUGAGGAUCUUGCUCGUGAGUACAUACGGCAAAACCUAGAAAAUUUCAUCAGACAGGAAUUUCCAGGAGCCAGGCUGAGUUUGUUUGGAUCAUCGAAAAAUGGAUUUGGCUUUAAACAGAGUGAUCUGGACAUCUGCAUGACAUUUGAGGGAAAAGCAUCAGCUAAGGGUAUGGAUUGCAUAAGAAUAAUUGAAAAUCUUGCCAAAGUACUCAAAAAACAUCCAGGUCUAAGAAACAUUUUGUCAAUUACAACUGCCAAAGUUCCUAUUGUUAAGUUCAUUCAUAGCAGAAGUGGCCUCGAAGGGGAUAUCAGUUUAUAUAACACUUUGGCACUGCAUAACACAAGAUUGCUAGCAGCUUAUGCAGCAAUUGAUCCCAGAGUAAAGUACCUGUGCUACACAGUGAAAGUUUUUGCAAAGAUAUGUGACAUUGGUGAUGCUUCCAGAGGCAGCUUAUCAUCGUAUGCCUAUACACUUAUGAUGCUUUACUUCUUACAACAAAGAAUUCCAUCCAUCAUUCCUGUUCUUCAGGAAAUAUAUGGUGAUCGAAGAACGCCAGCUGGGCAUGUCGACAACUGGAAUGUAUAUUUUUUCUCUGACUUGGAAAAGUUGAAAAACAGGUGGGCUGAUUAUGGAAAAAAUACAGAGUCUGUAGGAGAGCUAUGGUUGGGAUUUCUUCGAUUUUAUACAGAAGAAUUUGAUUUUAAAGAGCAUGUCAUCAGUAUCAGAAGUAAGAAUUUGCUGACCACGUUCAAGAAGCAGUGGACAUCUAAGUAUAUUGUCAUUGAGGAUCCAUUUGACCUGAACCACAAUCUUGGUGCCGGAUUGUCCAGAAAAAUGACUAAUUUCAUUUUGAAGGCAUUUAUCAAUGGCAGAAGAGUCUUUGGCACGCCAGUCAAGUCAUUUCCUAAAGAAUACAACACAAAAAUGGAGUAUUUCUUUGAUCCAGAGGUUCUUACUGAAGGAGAACUAGCACCAAAUGACCGAUGCUGUAGAAUCUGUGGUAAAAUUGGACACUUCAGGAAGGAAUGCCCCUUGCGGUGGAAAUUGAGAAUGAAAUGUGGCCAAGAAGACAGCAUUAGUGAGCGAUAUCAUGAAAACAGACUGAAGCAAACUCAAGAUGGCAAGGAUUACCAUGUCAGGGAUGCAGAAAGAGAACUCCCUUUGAGAGAUGGAAAAUCUCAGCUUUGUACCCCCAAAAAGUCCAGAUAUGAUAAAGGAAUGCUGGAUUCUGGAAGGGACAAAACUGUCAAGUCCAGUGAAAGGUGGAGAAGACUAGAAGACCGGGAGUUUAGGGAAAAAUGCUGCUUUGUCUGUGGAAUGGAAGGGCACCUUAAGAAGGACUGCCAGCACUACAAAAGUCCUCAAGAUAUGGCCCAGAAUAAGAAACUCGGGUGGGCCAGUUGAUUAAAUUACUCUUUUAGUUUGACUAUGGUUUCAUGACACCUGCUCAGGAUGACUUUUAACCCUUUUUAGCCAUUUUAUUUUGUUUUUGUGUCAUCCCUGUUGCGUACUUGCUCCAUAAUUGUUUACACUGAUUCAUUUCAUAUUUUAAAUUCAGCUGGUGAGAAACCGCCAGGUUCCACUUUAUUUAUUUCUCUGUUAAAACACUGCAGAGACCAGCUAUUUUGUUUUUAAAUAGGGAAGCUCUAUGCCUUCCAUAAUUUAAAGUGUAAAUUAUAUUUUACUUUAUAUGCCAGGGCAUCAGAGGCUGCAUACUGGUGCUUUUCUAUGACAUUACUUAAUGAGCAGCAUGGGCAGAGGUUUAAAAUGGAACUUUUUUAAAUGUAAAAAGGUAUAAUUUAAAAUAAAUUUCUUGUAUAAGAAAUUUAAAUUUUA